GCAUUUCCUAAGAGGAGGGAGGAGACCUUGGUGGGGAUAAACAGGCUUUAAUGUGCACUGGGGACAACAACAUGCCAGGCAAGCGGCAACCCUGAACAUCAGGAGUCAGUUAUCACAGAAGCUGGAAGCUGGCUGGAGUAAGCUCUGCAGGUAAUGCCCAGGGACAGAGAAGGAACCUUCCCAGGACUGUGCGCCUGGAGAACAGACAAGAUGGCCUUCAUUGUAGCUCUGGGGCUCGUGAUAACUGGGAUCUGCCCUGGUGUCCUCUGCUUCCCAGAUGGCACAUUAGAAAGAGACACUUUAUUCCAUAAAGACAAAGAAAAUGGGACACAACUCGACAGUCUCACAUUGGCCUCCAUCAACACUGACUUUGCCUUCAGCCUCUACAAGAAGCUGGCUUUGAAGAAUCCAGAUACAAAUAUUGUCUUCUCCCCACUUAGCAUCUCAGCUGCCUUGGCCAUCGUGUCCCUGGGAGCAAAGGGCAACACCCUGGAAGAGAUACUAGAAGGUCUCAACUUCAAUCUCACAGAGACCCCUGAAGCAGACAUCCACCAGGGCUUUGGACAUCUCCUACAGAGGCUCAGCCAUCCAGGGGAGCAGGUACAGAUCAGCACAGGCAGUGCCCUGUUUGUUGAAAAGCACCUGCAGAUUCUGGCAGAAUUCCAGGAGAAGGCAAGGGCUCUGUACCAGGCUGAGGCCUUCACAGCAGACUUCCAGCAGCCUCUCGAGGCCACAAAGCUCAUCAAUGACUAUGUGAGCAAUCAGACCCAGAGGAAGAUCAAGGGACUCAUCUCAGACCUGGAUACGGAUACACUGAUGGUGCUGGUGAAUUACAUCUACUUUAAAGGCAAAUGGAAGAUGCCCUUUAAUCCCCGUGACACAUUUGAGUCAGAGUUCUACUUGGAUGUGAAGAGGUCUGUGAAGGUGCCCAUGAUGAAAAUUAAGACCCUGACCACACCCUACUUCCGGGAUGAGGAGCUGUCCUGCACUGUGGUGGAACUGAAGUACAAAGGAAAUGCCAGCGCCCUGUUCAUUCUCCCUGACCAGGGCAGGAUGCAGCAGGUAGAAGCCAGCUUGCAACCAGAGACCCUGAGGAAGUGGAAGAACUCUCUGAGGCCCAGGAAAAUGGGUGAGCUCUACCUGCCCAAGUUCUCCAUCUCUACUGACUACAGCCUGAAGAACAUCCUUCCAGAGCUGGGCAUUAAAGAAAUCUUCUCCAAACAAGCUGACCUAUCUGGGAUCACAGGAACCAAGGACCUGAUAGUGUCUCAGAUGGUCCACAAGGCUGUGCUGGACGUGGCUGAGACAGGCACAGAAGGAGUUGCUGCCACAGGGGUCAAUUUUCGCAUUCUUAGUAGAAGAACCAGUCUGUGGUUCAACAGGACAUUCCUGAUGGUCAUCUCUCACACAGAUGUUCAGACUACUCUCUUUAUAGCCAAAAUCACUCACCCUAAGAGAGCCUAAAACUCUCCAAGUUCUGAAUAUUCUGCCCAGGACUCUGAGAUGGACCCUAUAUGUGGAUCUCUGUUUACAUCCUGGCAUUCAAGCUCUGAUUGGCUGUUGCAAAGUUGGCUUAGACAGCGACAUUGACUAUCUCCGUGGCUCCCACAUGCACAGAAGACUUUGGACUAUCUGUGUCAGGCUCUCGGGUGUCUUGGGAGCAUCUGUGCAUGUUUCUGAACCUGGAAUCUGCCUUUAUUCUUCUUCCCUGGUGACUCCUCUUUAUGUAUCUGUAUCCCAAACCUAGGCAUUGGCAAAUACACAGAGUUCCAGUAUAGGCUCUGA
Molecule: messenger RNA, 1785 nt
Organism: Mus musculus (house mouse)
Lineage: Eukaryota; Metazoa; Chordata; Mammalia; Rodentia; Muridae
Gene: Serpina3c
Product: serine (or cysteine) peptidase inhibitor, clade A, member 3C
Exons: 5
Coding region: 154-1464 (436 amino acids)
Cellular component (GO): extracellular region
Molecular function (GO): serine-type endopeptidase inhibitor activity
Source: RefSeq, a predicted model, not a curated record